Melopsittacus undulatus (budgerigar) is the source of this 1002-nucleotide messenger RNA. RefSeq names its product G protein subunit beta 3 (gene GNB3). The record is from RefSeq and is a predicted model, not a curated record. Gene Ontology annotation, biological process: G protein-coupled receptor signaling pathway. Gene Ontology annotation, cellular component: cytoplasm; heterotrimeric G-protein complex. NCBI's taxonomy places the organism in Eukaryota, Metazoa, Chordata, Aves, Psittaciformes, Psittaculidae. Gene Ontology annotation, molecular function: protein binding; signaling receptor complex adaptor activity.
AUGAAGCAGGAGGCUGAGCAGCUGAAGAAGCAGAUUGCGGAUGCCCGGAAAGCCUGUGCAGACACAACACUUGCUCAAAUUGUUGUCCAGUGUGGAGGUUGUUGGUCGCACCAGAUGCGGACCCGAAGAACCCUGCGUGGGCCUGCCAAGAUCUAUGCCAUGCACUGGUCCACAGACUCCAAACUUCUGGUCAGUGCCUCACAAGAUGGGAAACUGAUUGUGUGGGACACAUACACAACUAACAAGGUUCAUGCCAUCCCUUUGCGUUCUUCCUGGGUCAUGACCUGUGCCUAUGCCCCCUCGGGCAAUUUCGUGGCCUGUGGAGGCCUCGACAACAUGUGCUCCAUCUACAACCUCAAGACUCGUGAAGGCAACGUCAAAGUGAGCAGGGAGCUCUCAGCCCAUACAGGUUACCUCUCCUGCUGCCGAUUUCUUGAUGACAACAACAUUGUGACUAGCUCUGGAGAUACCACAUGCGCGCUCUGGGACAUUGAGACAGGGCAGCAGAAGACGGUGUUCCUGGGUCACACUGGUGACUGUAUGAGCUUGGCCGUCUCCCCAGACUUCAAACUCUUCAUCUCUGGAGCUUGCGAUGCUACAGCCAAACUGUGGGACGUGCGAGAGGGCACCUGCCGCCAGACCUUCUCAGGGCAUGAGUCUGAUAUCAACGCCAUCUGUUUCUUCCCUAACGGUGAAGCCAUCUGCACCGGCUCCGAUGAUGCCACCUGCCGCCUCUUUGACCUCCGAGCAGACCAGGAGCUCAUCGUGUACUCUCAUGAGAGCAUCAUCUGCGGGAUCACAUCCGUCUCCUUCUCUCGCAGCGGGCGCCUCUUGCUUGCUGGGUAUGAUGACUUCAACUGCAACAUCUGGGACUCCCUGAAAGCAGAGCGUGUGGGAAUCCUUUCUGGCCAUGACAACAGAGUGAGCUGCUUGGGGGUGACAGCAGAUGGCAUGGCUGUUGCCACUGGCUCCUGGGACAGCUUCCUCAAAAUUUGGAACUGA